Messenger RNA from Stereum hirsutum FP-91666 SS1, 838 nucleotides. RefSeq lists its product as uncharacterized. The record is from RefSeq and is a predicted model, not a curated record. The transcript has 3 exons. NCBI's taxonomy places the organism in Eukaryota, Fungi, Basidiomycota, Agaricomycetes, Russulales, Stereaceae. The coding region runs from base 6 to 569 and encodes 187 amino acids.
CCACUAUGAUCUCCAACGAAAAUACCCAGAUCUUUCUCGAGACUAUUGACACGAUGUUGAAGUACCGGACGAUGCUUCCUAAUCUCAUCGACGCUAUCUACGAAGCCCCAAUGCGUCAAGCUCGUCUCACUGGCUCUGACCCUGAUAUACCUGAAGGAGAGAUCGAGGUCCUCUAUGAAGCCAUCGACUACAUCGACACCGAGCUUCAAUACCUCGCUAAAGAGUCCGCUCUCAGUCUCACCACCCGCGUGCGUCUACACCACCUCCAAGAAAUGCUCAAAGCUCUCGACCUGGAUGUCGCUUGCAUGAUAAUCACCCGUUUCUGGGACGACCAAAACCGUCAAGACAUCCUCGACAGAAUCGAACACCGUAUAGACGCCGACCGGGAGAAAUGGGGCCCCGAGCACAGAGCGCGACUGUCUGCCGUGUCUAUGUCGCGCUCGUCGACGUUGACUAUAAUGAAGCAUCCGAGUUCGUCGAAGAACAGCAGUUGCGACUCGUCGGACGCCGGAUCACCCAUUGAUGUUGAUGAUGGCGCGGAGGAGGAGGAGACUACUGUUAUGGCUUGAUCAUCUCGGCUGGUUGGACAGUAUUGUCCACGUCGUUCGCCCUUUUUUCCGUCCGUUGUCUUUUCGUUCCUCAUGGACACCGCUUUGGCAUCGCAUAUAACUCUCCCUGUCCUGGUCCUUUCCCCCGGGCUUUCGUCGACGUUUCACACCGCAUUCGCAGCUCGCAGCCCGCACCGGCAUAUAAUUAUUCGUUCUAUUUUGUAGCUGUAAUUACAUACAUACAGAGAGACGGACUUUCGUUCUCAACCUUUUACGAUUGUGAUAGCUGU